Blepharisma stoltei is the source of this 1507-nucleotide messenger RNA. Lineage: Eukaryota; Ciliophora; Heterotrichea; Heterotrichida; Blepharismidae. The record is from the annotation of a GenBank genome assembly.
AUGUUUAAUGUAUACGCAUAUGACCAAAAGUUGAAAGAAAGGACAGAAAGAGAUAAAGAAAUGCAGAAAGCAUUUAAACAGAGACAAAGAGACUUAAAAGUGAGGGAAAAGCUUAAUGAUAAUUAUGAUCAUAGAAUUGGACAAUUUAUAGUAAACAUGAUUAAAGAGCCGAUAAAAAUCAAGAGCUAUCAAAGGCCAUUGGAAACUGCUGGAAGAGUAUCUGACCCACAAAAGUUUAAAGGUCAAGCUCAUAUCAUACUGAAAGGCUAUCAGUCAGAAAAGCAAAGACGUGAAGAGUCAUUAAAAAAUAAUCAGUUUCUUACUCCCCCCCUCCGUGAGUGAGCAAAACCAUUAGAAAAAUCGCUAUUUUUUGCCCAAAAACCCCACCUUCCAUGAGUGAACAAAAAUUUUUUUAAUAGAAAAAUUUUUUAUGGAAAAAAAAUUUGAUAUAUAAAUGAUAAUUAGUAUAAUGAAAUCUAGAGCUAAUUCUGUUUAAUUUUAAACAAAUUGCUUUUUAAAACAUAAAUUUUAUAAAUUAAAUAAAUAUUUGCUUUCCAAUCUUUGCGAAUUAGGAUUUUUUUAAAUUUCGAAAAAAAAAUUUUUUAUAAAAUUUAUAUAUAAAUUGUUUUUAAAAAAUUUAUAUAUAAAUUGUUUUUAAAAAAAAAAUUAACCCUCCUCCGUGAGUGAACAAAAUUUUUUUGUUCACUCACGGAGGGGGGGGAGCUAGUUCAGUUCCUUUAAACUUUUUUGAGAAGUGACGUGAGAGAGAUGAAGACAAAGAAUUAAAUGAAAGGAUGUAUUUCAAGGUGCAGGCCAUAUGAUAGUAUACUUUUUUGAUAGAGUGUAAUUUCAUAGGAGAAAGGUCGAGAUUCUUUUAAUAGUGCGCCAUUUGAUCGAAAUUAACAAUUUUUCUCAAUCAAAUGCCUCAUUAUAAAAAAAUUUUUGACUAGAUUUUCGAAGAAAUGCCCCAUUAUCAAAAUGCACGAUCAUUUGAAUGCAGCCUUAUUUCAAGCCUCGCACAAAUUUAGAAAGAAUUAAAGACGAGCUAAUGUCAAGGCAUAUAGAUAUAACAGAAAUCGGCGACGACUAUAAAAAGAAGCUCAAACAAAAGCCAAAAAAGGCACUCAGAAAUUCUAUGUCAAGUCAUGAAGAAAGGAAGCCUGAUCCAAAAGACGAGCACUUCGGCCCAAAAGAAAUUUUUGCAAGCCUCCAUAAAAAGACUUACUUCAAAAGUGUCAAAAGCAUACUCAGCAGUAGCUUAACUAACUUCAAUAAAAGCUCUCCUACAUUGGAUCCAAAGAUACUUCGAGAAAUUAGGGCUACACUAAAGCCUAGUGACCUUAAGCCACAAGAGCUUCCUAUGCUAGCCAAUGAAUGCUUGAAAUCUUGCGAUGUUCAAAAAGAGGCUAAUGGAGAUUAUUUGAGAUCUGGCCAAGGAAAACUAGUAGGCAAUCCAGAUAUGUCUGUAAUCGAGACAUAUGAGUUAUUGAAUAAAAUUUCAAAAUAA